Messenger RNA from Gymnogyps californianus (California condor), 2370 nucleotides. RefSeq names its product cadherin-10. Gene Ontology annotation, biological process: multicellular organism development; cell-cell junction assembly; cell morphogenesis. Gene Ontology annotation, cellular component: plasma membrane; catenin complex; adherens junction. The record is from RefSeq and is a predicted model, not a curated record. Gene Ontology annotation, molecular function: cadherin binding; calcium ion binding. NCBI's taxonomy places the organism in Eukaryota, Metazoa, Chordata, Aves, Accipitriformes, Cathartidae. The coding region runs from base 1 to 2370 and encodes 789 amino acids. The transcript has 11 exons.
AUGACAAUACAGCAAGUCCUAUUACUUCUGCUGCUCUGGAUGUGGCUGCCGCAUCCCUGCCAUACAGAAAUGCUGUUCAGAAGGACUCCUGAUCUCAGACCCAAAAGCUUUGGAGGCCGUGCAUCAGGGAAUGAUGGAAAAGCAAUUCACCGCCAGAAGCGAGGAUGGAUGUGGAACCAGUUUUUUCUUUUAGAGGAAUACACAGGAUCUGAUUAUCAGUAUGUAGGCAAGCUGCAUUCUGACCAGGACAAGGGAGAUGGAUCCCUCAAAUACAUUUUGUCAGGAGAUGGGGCUGGUACUCUUUUUAUAAUUGAUGAGAAAACAGGGGACAUUCAUGCUACUCGGAGAAUUGACAGGGAAGAGAAAGCCUUUUACACCCUGCGUGCCCAAGCUAUUAAUAGAAGAACUCUGAGACCAGUGGAACCUGAAUCUGAGUUUGUCAUCAAAAUCCAUGACAUCAAUGAUAAUGAACCAACAUUUCCAGAAGAAAUUUACACUGCUAGUGUUCCUGAAAUGUCAGUAGUGGGUACUUCCGUGGUGCAAGUUACAGCUACUGAUGCCGAUGACCCUUCAUAUGGAAACAGUGCCAGAGUAAUUUACAGCAUACUUCAGGGACAGCCAUAUUUCUCUGUGGAACCAGAAACAGGCAUCAUCAGGACUGCUUUGCCAAACAUGAACAGAGAGAACAGGGAGAAAUACCAAGUAGUUAUCCAGGCAAAGGACAUGGGAGGCCAGAUGGGUGGAUUAUCAGGGACCACGACCGUGAACAUCACUUUGACUGAUGUCAACGACAAUCCACCUCGAUUCCCCCAGAGUACCAUCCACCUCCGCAUUCCCGAGUCCUCCCCAGUUGGCACAGCCAUUGGCAGUGUCAAAGCCACAGAUGCAGACACUGGAAAAAAUGCAGAAGUAGAGUACAGAAUUAUAGACGGCGAUGGGACAGAUAUGUUUGAUAUUGUGACACAGAAGGACACACAGGAAGGCAUCAUAACUGUGCGAAAGCCACUGGACUAUGAGAUGAGAAGACUUUAUACCUUGAAAGUAGAAGCUGAGAAUACCCAUGUGGAUCCACGCUUCUAUUAUCUUGGGCCUUUCAAAGAUACCACCAUUGUGAAAAUCUCUGUAGAAGAUGUAGAUGAACCUCCUGUCUUCAGCAGAUCUUCUUACCUUUUUGAGGUGCAUGAAGAUAUUGAGUUGGGAACAAUAAUAGGAACGGUAAUGGCACGGGAUCCUGAUUCAACCUCAAGUCCAAUAAGGUUUUCUCUGGAUCGUCACACUGACCUUGACAGGAUAUUUAAUAUUCAUUCUGGAAAUGGGUCCAUCUAUACUUCUAAGCCACUUGACCGUGAGAUAUCACAAUGGCACAAUCUUAGCGUUAUAGCAGCUGAGAUCAACAACCCUAAAGAUACUACUCGUGUUCCUGUCUACGUAAGAAUUUUGGAUGUUAAUGACAAUGCCCCACAGUUUGCUGUAUUCUACGAUACUUUUGUCUGUGAAAAUGCAAGAGCUGGACAGCUUAUUCAAACCAUAAGUGCAGUAGACAAAGAUGACCCUCUUGGUGGACAAAAAUUUUUCUUCAGUUUAGCUGCUGUUAACCCUAACUUCACUGUUCAGGAUAAUGAAGAUAACACUGCCAGAAUUUUGACAAGAAGGAAUGGCUUUAGUCGACAUGAAAUAAGUACUUACCUUCUACCAGUGGUGAUAUCGGACAAUGACUACCCGAUCCAGAGCAGCACUGGCACGCUGACCAUUCGAGUGUGUGCCUGCGACAGCCGAGGGAACAUGCAGUCCUGCAACGCUGAGGCCUUGCUCCUCCCUGCUGGCCUCAGCACAGGGGCACUGGUUGCCAUUCUCCUCUGCAUCAUUAUCCUGCUAGUUAUAGUGGUGUUGUUUGCUGCUCUGAAGAGGCAACGAAAGAAGGAGCCUUUGAUCCUCUCUAAAGAGGACAUCAGAGACAACAUCGUGAGUUAUAACGAUGAAGGCGGUGGAGAGGAAGACACCCAAGCCUUUGAUAUUGGCACACUGAGGAAUCCUGCAGCUGUCGAAGACAAGAAGCUUCGACGAGACAUUAUCCCUGAAACGUUAUUUGUACCACGGAGGACUCCUUCAGCACCAGAUAACACCGAUGUCCGAGAUUUCAUUAACCAAAGGCUAAAAGAGCACGACACUGAUCCUUCUGCACCGCCGUAUGACUCGCUUGCAACCUACGCCUAUGAAGGAAAUGAUUCAAUAGCUGAAUCCUUGAGCUCCUUAGAGUCGGGUACUACCGAAGGAGACCAAAACUAUGAUUACCUCCGAGAAUGGGGCCCUCGGUUUAAUAAGCUAGCUGAAAUGUACGGUGGAGGAGAAAGUGACAAAGACACUUCUUAA